Messenger RNA from Artibeus jamaicensis (Jamaican fruit-eating bat), 966 nucleotides. Its product is annotated as olfactory receptor 51G2-like. NCBI's taxonomy places the organism in Eukaryota, Metazoa, Chordata, Mammalia, Chiroptera, Phyllostomidae. Gene Ontology annotation, biological process: G protein-coupled receptor signaling pathway. The record is from RefSeq and is a predicted model, not a curated record. Bases 100 to 966 code for a protein of 288 amino acids. The transcript has a single exon. Gene Ontology annotation, cellular component: membrane. Gene Ontology annotation, molecular function: olfactory receptor activity; G protein-coupled receptor activity.
UAUGUCAACAGUACAAACUCCACAUUCUCCACCUUCCUGGUGACAGGCAUUCCUGGUCUAGAGGCUGUGCACAUCUGGAUCUCCACACCAUUCACUGCCAUGUUCUUCAUCAUUUUGGUGGGCAACAUGACCAUCAUUGCAGUUAUCUGGCGAGAACAGACCCUCCACGUGCCUAUGUACCUCUUCUUGGCUAUGCUAGCUGCCUCUGAUCUAGGUCUGUCCCUCUUCACCUUCCCCACAAUGCUGAGGAUCUUCUGGCUGGAUGCUCAUGAGAUCACCUUCUCAGCUUGUUUCACGCAAAUGUUUUUUAUCCACACCUUCCAGGAUUUUGAGUCAGCUGUCAUACUGGCAAUGGCCUUUGACCGUUUUGUGGCCAUAUCUCGUCCAUUGCACUAUUCCUCCAUCCUUACCAGUGGUGUAAUUGCCAAGAUAGGUCUGGCCAUUGUAGUGCGAACCUUAACUGUACAGGUACCCCUACCUAUCCUCUUGAGGAGGCUGUGCUUCUGUCAUUCCAAUGUACUCUCUCAUUCCUACUGCCUGCAUCCUGAUAUCUUAAAGCUCUCCUGCUCCAACACCAAGAUCAACAGCAUCUUUGGACUAUUUGUGCUGCUAUCUACUAUGGGGCUUGAUUUUCUCCUUAUCUUUUUUUCAUAUAUUCUGAUACUGAAAACUGUGCUAAGCAUUGCAUCCCACCGUGGAAGACUCAAGGCUCUCAACACCUGUAUUUCCCACCUCUGUGCUGUGAUCCUCUUCUUCACACCCAUGAUAUGCCUGUCUGUAUUACAUCGAUUUGGCCCAAAACUUCCCUCACAUAUUUAUGUGACCCUGGCCAACACACAUUUUCUCAUUCCUCCUGUGAUGAACCCCAUUGUGUAUGUGGUAAAAGCCACACAAAUACGAGAUAAAAUUCUGAAACUCUUCACCAAAAAAGGAUCAGUAACAUCCCAAGUUACAUUUGUAACAUGA